Molecule: messenger RNA, 1424 nt
Organism: Paramecium octaurelia
Lineage: Eukaryota; Ciliophora; Oligohymenophorea; Peniculida; Parameciidae
Source: the annotation of a GenBank genome assembly
AUAAUUAGUAUGGAAGCCUUUGAACAUAGGUAUGAACCACAAGAAAGAAAACAAGUUAUGAUCUAAUGUGAAGACUUGAGUCAUAAAGAUGAAAUAGUCCAAUAUAUAUUGUUAAAGCCUAAAACAGAUGCUAGAUCAAGACUUCUUUGCAGAAAGUGCAUUGAGGGGAAGUUUAAUUAGUAAACCAAUGAAAUUUGUCUUAUAUCUGAAGUAAGCCUACUUAAUAUUUUAGGUUCUGGAUGACCCUUACAAAGUGUUAAAGUAUACAAAUUAUUAAGGGAAUGUUAUUUAAAUAUUGAGUGAUUUUAUUCAUUCUUACGAUUUCUCGUUUGACGCUGACGCAAUUCGCUAUGUAAUUUAUAGUUUAACAUUGAUAGAAAAUUGAUGAAAUCAGAUAAAGAUUUUUAUACCAUCUUUCUGAAUUAGAAAGUAAAUUGAUAGAAAAAAAUGAAGUAUUUUUAGGCACUAAGGAUUUUAUGGAUAAACUUAAAGCCAGAUUUAAUUAAGUAUGAAGUUGCAAAAAUAAUAAUAGUACUUUGACAUUAGUAAGCUUGAAGAAAGUUUGACUUAGGCAGGAAUGAAGUAUGGCAAUAUUACAACAAAAGAUAAGUAGAAAUUGAGAAAGGAUGUUAAUGACUAUGUGGCUUAAAUACAGAAGUUGAAUUAGGAUUCAGCUGACUAGGAAAUAUAUAAGACUUUAUUCAAUGCAAUAGAUGAUAGCAAAAAGAAGUUAGCUGAAAAGGAAUCAUAAUUAAAGUAUGAUGUAUUGAUAAAAUUAAGACUCUAAAAAGAAAAAUUGGAUAAAGGAGUGGAGAAAAUACUAAAGGAACUUUAGAAUAUGGAAUAGACGUAUAGCACACUCAAUUUGAGAUAGUCUGAAUUAAGUACUACUUAUAUGGAUGAAUUUUUGGCAAGGAAGAAUCCUGUUUUCCAGUAACGAAACAACUUUAUGGACAAGAUCAAAAGGAUCUACUAAUCGAAAUAUGACGGAUUGGAUGCUAAUAAAGUGCAUGAGAAAAUCAUUUAAUUGGGCUAGUGGAAUAACUAGACCCUGCUGUUUUUAUUCUAGACUUCUUCUUAAUAAGUAUUUGGAGUAUACGUUUCUUAAAACUCUUCAGAAAUAUUUCAUUAAAAUAAGAGAUAGGAAUUCCCAAUAAAGGCAGGAGUCAGUCCUAUUACUUUGAAUUACAGCAACAAUUAGAAUGAAGUAUUGAUGACGUUUGGUAACGGUGAUAUAAUAAUUAAACCUUAAUUUAAUGGAUGCAUUUCUGAAUUGGGAGAAGGGUUUUCAGCAAGUCCAGAAUAUAGAAUUGGGGACUUGAAGAGUUAUCUGGCCAAUUAACACUGUUUCGACAUUGUUGAGAUGGAAAUCUUUUAAAUAUUGAAAUGAAAACAAUAUUCAUUUUUAAAACAUAUAUAUAUAU